Metarhizium album ARSEF 1941 is the source of this 1734-nucleotide messenger RNA. RefSeq names its product DNA mismatch repair protein. The coding region runs from base 1 to 1734 and encodes 577 amino acids. Gene Ontology annotation, molecular function: ATP hydrolysis activity; mismatched DNA binding; ATP-dependent DNA damage sensor activity. NCBI's taxonomy places the organism in Eukaryota, Fungi, Ascomycota, Sordariomycetes, Hypocreales, Clavicipitaceae. Gene Ontology annotation, cellular component: MutLalpha complex. Gene Ontology annotation, biological process: mismatch repair. The record is from RefSeq and is a predicted model, not a curated record. The transcript has 2 exons.
AUGGCGAUUCAUCCUCUUUCUCAGUCCACUGUGCGGCUUUUGGGCUCGUCAAUGAACAUUGCGACACCGUGCGAUUUGGUCAAGGAACUACUAGAUAACGCGCUGGAUUCUCAAGCAACUGCUGUCGAAAUAAGCACUUCUUCAAAUACCAUUGAUAGAAUUUCAGCCAAAGACAAUGGAAACGGCAUCGACAUAGAUGAUUUCAGCGCCCUGGGCCGACGGGCACAUACUAGCAAGCUCAGAGAGUACAGCGAAUUGAUCAAAAUUGGGGGUACGACACUUGGAUUUCGUGGAGAAUCAUUGGCGAGUGCCAAUUCGAUAGCAAAUGUCACGAUAAUUACAAAGAGACCCGGGGAUCCCAUAGGCUGGCGGAUCGACUUAUGUCCUGGCACCGGUGGUGUCAAGGACAAGCGGCCAGUCUCCUCUACGGUUGGAACCACAGUGACAGUUACGAGACUAUUUGAGAAUCUUCCGCCCAGACGGCUGUAUGCUCUGAAUGAAGCGAAGAAGACUAUUUUACAAAUCCAACAACUUCUAUGGCAAUAUGCUUUUUCUCGUCCAAAUGUCAAGAUGUCACUGAAAAUAAUAGGAGAUAGCAAACCGCUCUGGACUUACUCGCCAAAGUCGCCAGACCUAAAGCGAGAGGCAAUUUUACAAACAUUUGGUGCAAAUGAAAUGGCCAAUUGCGUUGAGAUAUAUGAAGAGAUUUAUUUGAACAGGGAAUCGACAUUCCAAAUCGAGAUUCGAGAGCCUGCUCGAUGGGUGUUUAGCGGCUAUUUCUGGAAGCCUUACAACACUUGCAAAAGUUCGCGAGCGUAUCUAUCUAUUGAUAGAAGGCCAAUGUCUGUCGGGUGGCAGAUCACCAAAAAAAUGAUUGGCAUUCUGAAAGCGCACAUGUCUCAGGCUACGACACCCAAAGUGGCAGAAAGACACUCUGGUGUGUUUCUGCAAAUGAACAUACAAUGUCCUCCAUGCAGCUACGACCCGAACGUCUCGAUGAGAAAGGAUGAGCUCUUUUUUUUUGAAGAAAAGAGUCUUCUUGAUGGCUUUGAGCUUGCGUGUACUCGAGCAUUCGAAAAGCACAGCCAGGCCCUUGCAGCUGCGCAAACGCCGGUCACUCCUGUUAAACAGCCGGAUGCUGUUCCAAACCGUGAAGGACAGUCUAUAACUGAGGGUAAAGAUGGUGGUCUUUCAUAUGCCUUCACUGGUAGAGCCAGCAGCCCACAUGACAAUAUCCAGGCCCAUCAUAGCGCCUCAGGGGUUACCAGACCGAAGGUCAAGACUACCAUGAAGACAACUUUCGAAGUGAACAUGGGGCAAAAGGAGGAUAAUGAUUCAGACCAAGAACACAUGGAUACGGCUGUCGAGGUGGAAAUUCCACCCGAACCAUCCUCCGUUCGGGACAGUCAGGCAAGCAAUAAUGAGCAUCAUCCGCGCCAAACCAAAACAAUUCGUCAUUACUUUCACUCGACGCACAAAGACGACUUCAGAAUCGCCUGUGAUAGUACAUCAACUCCCGGAAUCCUAGUAGAAAGCCCAGUUAGUCAUCAAUCAGACGAGUACAGUCCUUCCAAUCGCACUCCCUUGCAGCCCCUGAGCGACAUCGCCAUGAACAGAAUACGAGAAGAAGCGGAGUCAAGUCCAGAACCACCGGGAUCAGAAGCAAUAUCAUCUGGCGACUCGGGGGCCGGAGAGGACAGCUCCGUCUUUGAACAGGGCAAGGCCAAGUUCUGA